Hypoxylon fragiforme is the source of this 7005-nucleotide messenger RNA. Its product is annotated as peptidase family C50-domain-containing protein. The transcript has a single exon. The coding region runs from base 258 to 6656 and encodes 2132 amino acids. Gene Ontology annotation, cellular component: mitotic spindle; cytoplasm; mitotic spindle pole body. Gene Ontology annotation, molecular function: cysteine-type endopeptidase activity; protein binding. Gene Ontology annotation, biological process: meiotic chromosome separation; proteolysis. Lineage: Eukaryota; Fungi; Ascomycota; Sordariomycetes; Xylariales; Hypoxylaceae. The record is from RefSeq and is a predicted model, not a curated record.
CGCUCUGCAUUGUCACCCACCUACCACUCAACGAUACACACCUUUUGCACUGUUUAAUAUUCAAGUUUGCACGAUAGACCUGUCUUCUACAUUCUUUUAGAAGCACUUAAAAAUAAUUGCCAUUACAUUGCCCUGCCUCUUAUAGCAACAAAUUGCUUCGAUAGCUUUAGCUUGUUACCUGCUGCUUUUCUCUUCCUACUAACGACGACAUGAAUGGAAAUUAACACAUAGGACAUUUUUCGUAUAUCUCUCUCUACAUGGAUCCCAUAAACGUUCGUGUCGAUGCCGUCCGUGACGCGGUCGCAUCAAUAUCAACAUGCACACCUGCAAUAUCAGCUACCGUGAAGGAGCUUCUACAAAAUCUCGAUAUAGAACCCGAUUCCUCCAAUGCGACAUCCAAAUCUCGGUCCACUAAGGCAUCUCGGCCACCAAGCAGAGUAAACACUGCGCCGGGAGCGCAACGCAUCAAGGACAAUGGAGGAUCGUUAACGGCAAGGGAGAGGGCAGUAUUAGCUACUCAGAUCAUCACAGCAACUCUCAAGGCCCUAGGAGAGGCCGGAAAGGUUGCCUCAAGUACGAGCUCAGACAUACGAGAUCCAUCCAAGAAUGAUUUGGCUAAAAUAGUAGCUCGGAAAGCCAUCCAACGAUCGACCUCAGCUCCCAUGAAGCCAUUACAACCCCGCUCCUUGAAUCGAACCUCGACGUCGCCUGCUGUUCCCAAGAUACCUCAGUCUCCUACAUCAAUAGCCUCAUCGACAGGUUGCUUGUCAACAAUCGAAUGUGCGCGAGCAGCCUUUGCUGCAUUGAGGGCCUUACAAGCAUCUAAAAUCGUUCAGCUUCCUGAAUUACAAUUAGAAUCUGGACUAUCCUCUUUUGUCGCCAAGCUAAUAGGGCUGGAUAUGUUUGAACAGGCGGCAAAGGAGCUUAGAAUAUUAAAACAGCGCCUAGAACGUAUGAUUCAUGGAGAUAAUUUCAUGGAGACAACAACACGCAAACGAACGGAUUCGAACGCGACGUCAAGGACACUCUCCGAGCUAUUGGAUUUUCCCAAGGUCACUAGCUCAGGCCCUCUUCUUGGUUUGAUCAUUUCGUCGCAAAUUCACGCUCUUCGGGUUAUACAUGGCUUAAAGAAAUCGUCACACCUCGAAAGCAUUCUGCCUUUCUUACGCGAAAGUCAUCUCUCGUCACCUAUGAACUUGCUUCUCAUGUCUCUCAAAGACGAAAAUCCAGAUCAGACGAAAUGUGCCCGACAACUAGAGAAUUUAUCCCAAAUCCUACUUUCCUUACCACCGAGCAUAUCUCCCAAAGACGAUGAAUUUGCUGUGGAGCCGAGAUUAUCUCCAAGCCCGGCAGUAGCAUUAGAGAUACAAGCUCUGGGCCUAACGAUACGGCUAGUAUCGUGGAGUGUGUCUGGCCAUCGCGGAGAUGUAGACAAGGAUGUCUUGUUUCCUCUCUCUAAAUGCCUCGCUGCCUUCACCCGUAGAGCAUCCCCUGGCCACUUCGAUACCGCAUUUUCAGCCUUUUCACAAGUGUGGAAACGAGUAGAAAAAUUGGGCCUCAGACCACAGGAAUCGUCGAAGUCUCCAUUGGCGGCGAUAUACCAGGUGCUUGCUACGACAUCACGGGACUCUGGUAAUGUCAAUGAAGCAAAGAAAUGGCUGGCUAAACUGAAAUCCCUGGUCAACCCAAGCGAGGACUCUGCUGCAAGAUGUCUGGCUGUGACCGCCCAACUAUUGGCACUUUCUCUCAAAGAAUCAACUCAAGUCAAUGAGGGUCUCUUAAGGGAAGUCUCAGAAGGUCUACGAGGGCCACUUGGAGGCACGAGUGCGGAGAUGGAUGACCUUCUAGACAGUGUCUGCCUUCUAAGAAAGUCUGUCAUGAGCCUGAUCACCGGGAAGCAGGAUAAGUCUGGCAAAGUCUCACAUGAUAUUCGACAGCUUCUCGAAACUUUUGUCUUCCAACUGCCACGCUUUUCCUCUAGAUGGUUGGGCAAGCCACCGACCUCGGCUAAUACAACGAAGGAAUUACUUAGCUUCGAUCAACGACGAGGAUUAUUGAAAACAUACUUGCCUCACAUUCUAGACUCGGCCUUGAUGCUUGCAAAGUUGCUUUUGGACCAAGACCGGCUUGCAUGGGAAAUGUUGGAUCCUACACUUCAGGAUAGUCUGGCCAUUCUAGAGGUUAUUGGGAAUUUAAGUCAGCCAGGAGCCAAGGCUAAUUCGUCUCCCUUAUACCAUGUGAAGAUCUCGCAUUUUUACUAUCAACAACACCUUGUCUUACGGAAGUCUCCGUCUAAGGCUAUGGAAAGUACCUCUCUAAAGGCACUUCGGAAAUCCAUUGAAAGCGUCAAAUCCCGAUCAGAAGCUGAACAAGUUCGAGCCCAAUUAUUAGUUAAAUGGGAGCGGUUUGCUGAUCUGUGUGGGGCUUCUGGUAGGCUGGACGAUGCCAUUGACGCCCUUCGAUCUAUAAGGGACCAUCUCGUUCGACAAGAAAUUGUAUCGACAAUUACGGCAAAACUAGCAACAGAGCCUUGGUGGUCUGCGUGGCAACAAUGUCCUAAUGCCGAAUUGCUAUCACGAACAGUGUGUAAUCUUUCCAAGCUUGAUCGAAAGCACAAUGACUGGACCUGGCUGCUUGUUGGGUCGGACAAGGCCACUGCCCUUGAGCAUGAUCUCUAUACUAUUAUAUCCAAGGACAAUAGGUACCGCAGCGAAUCAGACUUGUCAAGCCCUCCGAUCAAGACAUUGUUACAAUUCUACUCUGCUGAUAAAUUCCCAAUCCGCCGACUCAGGACUCUUUUGCAGGUUCUUACGAUCAACAUGGGCUCCCUGGAUGGACUUGACGAUAUGCGAACCGAGGUAGAGGCUGUUUUGAAAGUAACGAGAGAAGAGGCAUUGGCGAAUGACUCUGGCCUGGCACGCUAUAUACCACAUCUGCAAGCGUUAGCAGCCUGUGUAUUUGGACUAGUUGAUUCAAAUAUAGGUACGCGGCAGGUGAAGACAGCUAUCUCCAGUUGGAAAUCUAUGGUCUCAAAAUGUCAAUCAGCUGAACAGUUAUCCUUCUACAUCGAUAACACCUCUCAGCUGCUCGCAAAUCUCCAAUCCCUCGUCGACUUUGCUCGAAUCAAAGGUCUUGAUGCACUGCAAAUAGACAUCCUCGAGCUCUGUCAAAGUAUCUCCAAGCUUUCGACAGAUUGCAGCCCCGAGUUGCUAAUAACUCAGAGCCUUGCCCUUUGUCGACAACACCUGAGCCACGGCUGGUCAUCCAAGGCUGAACAACUACUGAAUGACAAUUAUGAGCUUAUAUCCCAGCCGCGAAUUACUAAAGACCUAGCUAUAAGAUUCUACCUAUCUGCUGCUGAGUACCAUUUAUCCCUGGGAGCUCUCGACAAAGCAGAACAGCAUUUGUGUAAUGCUCAACAUGCCGAAUCAGCAUUGGCUUCUGAGCCAGGGGCAAAGAGAACCAAAAGCUCGAAGAGAAUGAUAACGACCGCCCAUGCAUAUUCAAUCUCUUCAAGCCUCGCGCUUGAACGUGGGGACUGCUAUCACGCUCUGCGAUUUGCGAGGAUAGCUGUCAGGAAACUGUUCCAUGACUGGACUAGGCUUGAAAAAACGAGAUCCGUCGCUCAGGAUACUUCAAUGGAGGAUUCUUCGCAAACUGAAGCAUCGGACAAAGAUACAAGCUUGAAUGGUUCUUUCAUCAACAAGGCCGAAUUUCUCCAAGCGAGUACUGGGCCAGAAUUUUGGGCUCUAGCCUAUCCUCUAUUCCGAUUCCUCCUUCAACUAUCGACAGCUUAUGCGCACGUUGGAAUGUACCAGGAAACACUAUAUUACGCUGAACAAGCGCAGAAAGUGGCAAAGAGCAUGGGUUCAGCGGCAUAUGUGUCUCGAUCUCUUACUUGGCUAGCACAGGUAUGGCUCAUGGCUGGAAAAUUGGAAAAAGCAAUGGAGUUGGCAGCUGAGGCCAACCCUAUAGCCUAUGGUCUAGAGCCCACCUACGAAAAUGCCAAGGUGUUAUGCCUUUUAAGUUCUGUCUAUGGAGAGAUUAAAGACCCAGAAGCACAAGAGAAGCUGAUAGAAAAAGCUGAAUAUAUGCUCAAGAUUUUGAAUAGUGAUCAAAGCACAAGCGACUGGAUCACGGAGGAUCUAGAAUCAGGCAUGGCAGAACUUGCUAUCGAAGAAAAGCCAGUGGUCAAAACUACAGGGCGCCGUACAGCUACUAAAAUACCCAGAGUUGUGAGCAAGGCCAAGAAGGUCACAAAGGUCACAAAGGUCACAAAGGCGGCGUCAAGAAAGCCAACAACAAAAAAGUCACCGACGAAGAUUACUCCUCCAACAGAGAUUACUACAACUCAACACAACCCUGAGGAUACUCAGCUGUCUUUCCUACGUGCUUCAAUACUCCAGCACCAAUCAAAUCGGCUUCUUGGCGAGAACGAUUGGGCUUCAGCUGUAACUACUCUCCGAACCGCUUAUGAACUUUGCAAGUUGCCUACAGAUGUGUCACAAGCUUGUUUUCUGAUGGGAGUAGCCUUGAUAGGUCAGGGCUUAGAUCAAAUGGGACAAGAUGCUGUGUUUUCUGUCAUUCAAGAUUCAACACUUUCCUUCCCUUCAGUAGCGGGAUCUCUUAAGGAGAGGACUGCAUCUAAUAGGUUAUCUUUGACAAAAGCCUCGGCUCCUCGAAAAGGUCGUGCCCCUUCCAAAAAGGCACAGGACAAUACGCGAUCGUUCGUUGAAAAGCUACGUGAAGCACAGGGGCAUUUGCUCACGGCACACUCUAUUGCAAGUCUCAAUGGUGACGGGUAUCUGGUUCAUCGGAUUGCGACAGUACUCCAGAAUGUCGUUAUCCUCCUGUCUAAUACGAAUUCACUAAAGCCAGCUGCCACUCAUCCUGCCCAUGCUACUUGUUCAGUGGAACUUGCCCGCAAUCUAACCUGGCGCCGCGAACGAAAGACGCUUCAUUUGGAAGCUGCUAAAGAGUUGAAAUUGGACUGGCCCAUACCUACUGACAGUGCUGAGGCCAGACGUAGCAGUCUUGGGUUCUCACUUGACAUGGACCGCUUUCAGAGUGACUACAUCGACAUCAUCCCCAAGUCUUGGAAUGUUAUCUCGGUGUCAUUGAGUGAUAGUGAACAUGAUCUUUGCAUCACGAAGCUACAGCGGAAUCAAAAUCCUUUUGGCAUUCGACUUCCGCUCGAGCGAGCAAGUUCCCGGGAUGCGGACUCGGAAGUCUUCAGUUUCCGUCAAGGACGAACAGAGCUACUCGAGAUUAUCAAAGUGGCCAAUCUCACCUGUCAUAAUGCACGAGAUAUGAGCAAGACAGGGGCAAAGUCUGCGUGGUGGGCAGAGCGGGAACAACUCGACGAACGCCUAAAGAAUCUCAUGGAGUGCAUUGAGCAAACUUGGCUAGGAGGUUUCAGAGGUAUACUCUCUCAGCAUCAAAGACAGGCGGACCUAUUUGCAGAGUUCGAGAAUCGCUUCCAGGGCAUCCUGGAUAAGCACCUCUCUUCACGGCAGCAAGUCAAUGGUCGAAAGACACAGGCAGCCCCUACCGGCAGAGUUAGCCUUGAUCCUCGAAUCUACGACUUGUUUAUUGGCCUGGGCGACCCGAGUGGGCGAGGAGCCGACUUAGAUGAGGCGCUAACAGAUUUACUCUACUUCGUUAUCGACAUUUUGCAGUUCCACGGCGAGAGAAACGCAUACGAUGAGAUUGACUUUGACGCCAUGGCUGUAGAGACAUGUGACGCUUUACGUUCCUACUACGUUGCAGUUAAGGGCCGCAAGGAGGCAGGUGAGGGCGUGCAUACGAUACUAGUCCUGGACAAAUCUUUGCAUGCAUUCCCUUGGGAGUCUCUACCUUGCUUGCAAGGUCUAGCGACUUCGAGGGUUCCCUCUCUUGAUUGUCUACGGAGGUUAAUCUUGGAGUCCAAGUCAACUAGUCCGGAAACCACGGACGAAGAUGACGACGAGCUUAACGGCUCGGCUCAGCGAGAUGGUCACUAUGCAUCGAUCAAUUCAGGCACGUACAUCCUGAACCCGGGCUCGGACCUCAAGAACACGCAAAACACCUUUGGUGAUGCGCUUUCGAGUCUUCCGCUAGCGUGGGAGAGCGUCGAGAUGCGGGAGCCGACCGAGGCCGAGUUUGAGAAAGCCCUCGCCGAAAAGGACCUACUACUGUACUUUGGGCAUGGUAGUGGCGCGCAGUACAUCCGUGGCCGCACGAUCCGUAAGAUGGAUAAGUGCCGCGCGGCUGCAUUGCUCAUGGGCUGCAGCUCGGCCUCCCUCGCCGAUGUAGGUCGGUUCGAGUGCCACGGCCCCGUUUGGAACUACAUGCUUGCCGGGUGUCCGGCCGUUGUGGGCACACUCUGGGAUGUAACGGAUCGGGAUAUCGAUCGCUUUGCCGGAAAGGUGUUCGAGGAGUGGGGGCUGAUGCCUCGGGGCACGUUCGCGGAGGUGACGAGUGGAAAAGGGAAGAAGGCAUCUAGGAGUAAAGGGAAGAAAGCGACGACAGCAGGUCAAGAAGGGGUAGUAGGUAUGAGAGGACAGACGAGCCUCGUGGAGGCGGUCGCCAGUGCGCGGGAUGCGUGUCGGUUCAGGUAUCUGACGGCGGCCGCGGUUUGUGUGUAUGGGAUCCCGGUUUACAUUCACAAAUCGUGACUUGUCUGAUUUUGCAUCUUAUAUUGGGCAUCAACGUGAAAGAUGUAGAAGGUGUACAUGGCCAACUGAGGCGGAGAGAGGAUAGGAAGAACGGGGAAAUAGGUAGAAGGGAGGUAAAUAGGGUCUUACAUACUCAACAUCAAUUUUUGCAUGGCAUGGCGCUCAGGAAAGGAAAGGUUGAUAGACUAGGUAGAGAACUCUUCAUGCCUCUGUUGCUGGCGUUGUUUGGGGUAUGUAGUAUGGGUGAUAGGGGUUUGGUUGUCCCUCAGUACGGAGUUUAUGCGUAUCCAGCUGCAUACGUACUUGUCUAAUACGUACAUAUUUGCCUUGCAUUUACUUUUGCUAUCGC